Thelazia callipaeda (thelaziosis nematode) is the source of this 183-nucleotide messenger RNA. The record is from the annotation of a GenBank genome assembly. Lineage: Eukaryota; Metazoa; Nematoda; Chromadorea; Rhabditida; Thelaziidae.
AUGAUGAUAUCGGGAAAUGAGUUUGCUCACAUUCAAAUGCUACCUUAUCUAUCAGUUACCAAUGAUUAUUUAAAAAAUUCACCAGAAUUUCGAUUAAUUGAUGGUCCAUCGGUUCGUAAAGGAAGACUACAAGUGAAAUUUCGGGAUCGAUGGCGAUCAGUUUGCACCAAAGUUACAAAGUAA